Messenger RNA from Cajanus cajan (pigeon pea), 2606 nucleotides. The record is from RefSeq and is a predicted model, not a curated record. NCBI's taxonomy places the organism in Eukaryota, Viridiplantae, Streptophyta, Magnoliopsida, Fabales, Fabaceae.
CGUUUUCUCGCUCCUCUUUCUCUCUCUCUCUCUCUCACACACACACACACACCAAACGAGUUUUCAGUUUUAUUUCUCAGGUAGUAGCACCUUCGUUUUCGCUUCGCGUCUUUUCUUUUUUCUAAAAUUUUCCAGCUCGCCAAAAACGAUUAUGGUUUUCUCUCAGUGUGUUUCACUGAGUUUCUGACAGCUUUUUCUCCCAAAAAAGAGGUUGCUUAUCUGCUGUGGUCUCACAAGUUUGCAAUUUUAAGAUUUGGCAAUUUAGGGUAUUAUUGGAGGAGAGAGUGUAUAUGCAGAAACCGACAACGGACGCAAUUAGUAUGGGGAAAAGGAACUUGGAGGGUGGAGAAGAUGACCAGCCUGAACGUAAGAGGCCUGCUCUUGCCAGUGUAAUUGUGGAAGCUCUCAAGGUGGACAGUUUGCAGAAGCUUUGCUCAUCUUUAGAACCUAUUCUUCGUAGAGUUGUGAGUGAAGAAGUGGAGCGUGCUUUGGCAAAGUUAGGUCCUGCAAGACUUGGUGGAAGGUCACCUCCUAAAAUGAUUGAAGGCCCAGAUGGUAGAAACUUGCAGCUACAGUUUAGGUCCCGGCUAUCUCUUCCCCUAUUCACUGGAGGAAAAGUGGAAGGCGAGCAGGGGGCUCCAAUUCAUGUUGUUCUGAUUGAUGCCAAUAGUGGAAAUGUUGUAACAUCUGGACCUGAAUCAUGUGUUAAACUAGAUGUUGUUGUCCUUGAAGGGGAUUUCAACAAUGAAGAUGAUGAAGAUUGGACUCAAGAUGAUUUUGAAAGUCAUGUGGUAAAAGAACGUGAAGGAAAGAGACCUUUGUUGACUGGGGACCUGCAAGUGACACUCAAGGAAGGAGUUGGAACAUUAGGGGAACUGACAUUUACAGAUAAUUCAAGCUGGAUAAGGAGCCGCAAAUUCAGGCUUGGCCUGAAGAUUGCAUCAGGUUUUGGAGAAUCCAUUCGCAUUCGUGAAGCUAAGACAGUGGCUUUCACAGUUAAAGAUCAUAGAGGAGAAUUAUAUAAGAAGCAUUAUCCCCCUGCAUUGACUGAUGAAGUAUGGAGAUUGGAGAAGAUAGGCAAGGAUGGGUCAUUUCACAAGAAGCUGAAUAAUGCAGGAAUAACCACAGUUGAAGACUUUCUUCGGCUGGUGGUUAAGGAUCAACAGAAGUUGCGGAAUAUCCUUGGGAGUGGUAUGUCAAACAAGAUGUGGGAGGCUCUCUUAGACCAUGCGAAGACAUGUGUUCUAAGUGGGAAGCUCUAUAUUUAUUAUCCAGAAGAUACAAGAAAUGCUGGCAUUAUUUUUAACCACAUCUAUGAGUUGCGAGGCCUUAUAACAGGAGAACAAUUCUUUUCUGCCGACUCUCUCACUGAUAGCCAGAAGGUUUAUGUAGAUUCAUUGGUGAAGAAAGCAUAUGACAAUUGGGAUCAGGUCGUGGAGUAUGAUGGCAAAUCACUCGUGAAUGCUAACCAAAAUAACAGGUCUGCCACAUCUGAAAAUGAACUUCGUGUUGAGUCAAUUGAUUAUGGUAGUGGUUUAGUGGAUCAUCACCUGCAACUGCCGACCAUCCCAGUGUCUGUUCCUUCUGAACAACAAAUUAAUUCAGGGAUAUCUGUUGGAAGUUAUAAUGAUAAUAUAGUAACACGAUAUCCAACCCAGUCAUUGAUUUCAAACUCCAGCUCCCGGAGUCAGUUUGAGAGCUCAUUGUAUCUGUCUAAUGAGCAAUUAAUCAGCAAUGCUCACCAAACCCAAAGCACUAGUAAUGAUCAUGGCACAGUUGGGUUAGCUCUUGGUCCUCCUCAGUCAUCCACAUCAGGGUUCCAUGCUGGUAGCUCUUCUAUUCAGCCAUCUACUCUAAAUCCUUUUGAUGAUUGGUCACAUAACAGGGACAAGGGGGUUGAUGAAUUCUUUUCGGAAGAAGAAAUCCGCCUCAGAAGUCACGAGAUGCUAGAGAAUGAAGAUAUGCAGCACUUGCUUCGCCUCUUCAGCAUGGGAGGUCAUGCUUCCAUAAAUGCUGAGGAUGGCUAUUCAUUCCCAUCAUUCAUGCCAUCUCCCAAUAUUCCAAACUAUGACGAGGAUCGCUCUCGCCCAGGCAGAGCUGUUGUGGGAUGGCUGAAGAUUAAGGCAGCAAUGAGAUGGGGCUUCUUUAUCAGGAAGAUAGCAGCUGAGAAACGGGCACAGAUAGAGGAGUUAGAUGAUUAGGUUGUUUGAACAAUGGUUGCAGGAUUAACAGUUAGCCUUAUGAUUAUACUGAUAUUCUGCAGAUUUAGUUAUCUUUAUCGGUGCCAACCAAAUUUGUGCAGUCCUUGGUGUUGAUAUUCUUGAUUUAUGCAUCUGUGUAUCUGAUUUGACAGCUCGUUUGUCCCAGUAUCCUGUACAGUAUGUUGAAGUUUAGGAAAAACCGUGAUUGCCAUUUGUUUUUCACUUUCGCGUUUAUGCUCCUUACUUUGGCUUUGGGUUUUUAGGGAUGACGUGUUUACAGAACUCCUCUCAUACUUGAGAAGAUAACUAAGAUUUGUCAUCUCACUGUAUAUUUUGGGUUACUUGAUUUUCUAGUUGUAUUAUUACAAUUUAUUAUCUCAACAUUAUCCGUGGAUUACUUCGGUA